Molecule: messenger RNA, 4462 nt
Organism: Gavialis gangeticus (Gharial)
Lineage: Eukaryota; Metazoa; Chordata; Crocodylia; Gavialidae
Gene: SLC17A9
Product: solute carrier family 17 member 9
Exons: 13
Coding region: 249-1634 (461 amino acids)
Biological process (GO): transmembrane transport
Cellular component (GO): membrane
Molecular function (GO): transmembrane transporter activity
Source: RefSeq, a predicted model, not a curated record
GAAGAGCUCCACCAGGAAGAGCUGCCGCAAACUGACACGUGGACUUUGUGUUGCACAAAAUCCCCUGCGGAUCGCUGCCAUGGGACUUCCCUCCGCUGCCCGCCGCCUGCCCGCCUCGGCCUGACCCCCCGCCUGUUGCUCCGGGGACUUCUCCAGCCUUCACGCCAGCAUCCCCCUGGGCAGCAUCCUUGUGCUGCAGCAGCCAGCCAGCCGAGCCUGCCACUCAAGAACCAGCUACAGAUCUUUGAAUGGCCUCAAGUGGCAGCAAAAAUGCUCUCCAGGUGUACAGCGCUUUGCACCACUGCCAACCCCAGCAGCCUGGGAAGCCUCCCUAUCAGGAAGGCAUGAGAAAAGAUGGGACUGCGGAUUGCUACUGGUCCAGGCCUGAAUCUCGAACCUGGACUGUGAUGUUACUGCUGGGGACUUGCCUCCUGUACUGUGCCAGGGUGACCAUGCCCAUCUGUGCCGUGGCCAUGAGCAGUCACUUUGAGUGGGACAAGAAGCAGUCUGGCAUCGUCCUGAGUAGCUUCUUCUGGGGCUACUGCUUGACUCAGAUUGUAGGCGGGCACCUCAGUGAUCGGAUAGGAGGAGAAAAAGUCCUUCUCCUCUCUGCCUUCGCCUGGGGUUUCAUCACUGCUAUCACCCCGCUGCUCACUUACGUCAGUUCUGCCCACCUGAUUUUUAUGACUGCCUCCAGAUUCCUCAUGGGACUUCUGCAAGGGGUUUACUUCCCUGCCCUAGCCAGCCUGUUCUCUCAGAAGGUCCGAGAGAGCGAGCGAGCUUUCACGUGCAGCACGGUGGGGACUGGCUCCCAGUUUGGGACGCUGGUGAUCGGUGGGGCAGGGUCCCUCCUUCUGGACUGGUAUGGCUGGGAGAGCGUCUUCUAUUUCUCCGGGUUCCUCACUUUGCUCUGGGUUUACUGCAUGUGCAAAUACCUCCUCAAUGAAAAAGGACUCAUCAUCCCUUUUGAGUCUUUAGCGAAGGGCCUCUCAUUAUCCAAACGCACCAAAGUCCCAUGGAAGAGGCUGUUUAAAAAGGCCCCUAUAUGGGCUGUCAUCGUAGCUCAGCUUUCUACCGGCAGCACGUUUUUCACCCUUCUCUCCUGGUUGCCAACCUUCUUUAAGGAAACUUUUCCUGAGUCCAAGGGCUGGGUGUUUAACGUGGUUCCCUGGCUGGUUGCAAUCCCGACAAGUCUGUUCAGCGGGUUCCUCUCUGACCACCUAAUCAGUCAGGGGUACAGAACGAUCACUGUUCGGAAGUUCAUGCAGGUCAUCGGCUCAGGAGUAUCGAGCCUUUUUGCCUUAUGCCUGGGUCAGACCUCCAGUUUUUGCAAAGCGAUAGUAUUUGCAUCUGCCUCAGUUGGUCUUCAGACCUUUAACCACAGCGGCAUUUCUGUCAACGUGCAGGAUUUGGCGCCAUCCUGCGCUGGCCUGUUGUUUGGUGUUGGAAAUACUGGUGGAGCCCUGCUAGGUGUGGUUUGUGUGUACUUAGCCGGACAUCUCAUUGAAACAACUGGCUCUUGGAUUUCUGUUUUCAAUCUCGUGGCUACGGUUAACAUCAUUGGACUCUGCACAUUCCUGAUUUUUGGAGAGGCCCAACGGGUGGACACUGUCUCUGCAUACAUAGAUCUGUAGUCCCUGUCUAGAGGAGCUUAGCAAAUGACGGCCAUCAAGGAGGUUUCAGAGUGUUGUAUCUAUUUAUCGCAGCUGGGGAAGUGAUCCUUUGCCAAAGAAAUGAUUGUUUCUUUAUACAAUUUAACAGGAAAAAACAAAACAGAACAGAGAGGUAAUAUUACGAGCCUGAAUGAGACCUAUUGGAGGGGAACCCAGCAUUAAAGUUUUGCUUUGGGCUCUGCCUGAUGGUCUUCAGAGCCUUUUGCCUUUCUAUCACCCAUGUGAGUUUGACCCAUGCCACUGGUGACUGAGGAAAGUAGCUGCUGGCUCAUGGUAAAUGAGCUGGUAGCUUCAGUCUGGUUCCUAACGUGGCAAAAAGCACCACCCCACUUGGUGUUUAAUGGUCCCUUUGGUGACAGAAUCAGCCAGGGGAGAAAGAGCCCUUUGAGAGCAAACGGCUGUCAUCCAGGACCGAGCGGAGGAGUCUGAACAGAGUGGGAAUCACAUCCUCCAAGUGUCCGUCCUCGGCUGUUCUGGACCUGAAUGAAGGACUUUAGUUUCCAGGGCUGCCAGUCGGUAUUUGGCACCAGCACUAAAUGAACUUAAUGAUCCAAAGGACUGGACCUCAGCCCUUAGCUCGCCCUUGUAUGCUGAAAUAUUGCACCAUGCACAACAGGGACUGCCAGAGCAUACGAGAGAGCGGGUGAAGAGCCAGAUUAUGGCUUUGUCCAUUCAGUGAAUUUCCGACACAACGUCCAUUGCGGGCAAUGGACGCACAAAGUCUUCUUCGAACUGUUUAGCCGUACGCUGUGAGCGUAUCUGACGAGCGGGUCCAUUCUGUACUAUAGAUGCAUACUAUCAAGCGCCUUCUCCUUGAUUAAGUGUAUUCCCCGUUUGCAUUCAGAGUUAUUCCAAAGAGACUGAAAAGUGUUUAUAUGGUAGGGCUUAUUUCUGCUUCUGAAUCCUUACCAAAGGGAGAUAACUAGCCAUAGAUGCUUUUGAACCUGAAUAUCUCAAUUAUUAUUAUUUAUUCUAAAUGCCAAAAAGACAUUAAUCUAUUUGAUGCAUGCAAAGGCAGAUUUUGCACACCCGGUUGUGUAGAACGCCUAUUAAAAGUCAACAGUGGUUCAGGAAAGAAAGGCUUUAAACACCCUGCAAUGUUGCUCUUGUAGGACCUCUGCUACAUAUGAGAGUUAAUGCAAAAUCAUUAAACCUUUUCUGCACAUGCCCCAUCCUAAGAGCUUAAAAAGUUGCAUUUGUUCAUCCUCCGUGUGUGUGUUUUUGAGGUUUGGAUGGUGUAGGACCACAUCUUCCAAGGCAUUUCACUCUGGCUUUCAUCUUCAGGUCUCUGUCAGAUUAGUUGUUAGUUGGGAAGCUCACAGCUAGGUCUCAGUCUGGUGUAAAACAGCAUUGUUUCAGGGUGCAGAAAAGUGACAGUUGAUAUCAAUUGCUGAUCUGGCGUUCGCUGUCCCAAUUCUGCACUCAAAAAAACCUAUGCAUGCCAAAUCUGCUCAUCCAGAUUUUUUGCCCCCUCCUUGUGAAAUUUCUGCUCAGAACAUAUUUUACAGCCAAGUUAAAUGUCUAAAUACAGAGAUUGCUAAUGAAAAUCCUGACAGCACUUUUAACUACAGAGAUGUCAAUGGGUGCCACUAGUAUACUGUGAGCUUUUAGCUAUAAUGCUGUAUCAGCAGAUAACGGAGCUGCCAUCCAGUGUCAUCCCGGCCAUUUAUAGCAUGCUUGUGACUGGGGUUUGAGGCCAGAGAGAUGAGCGCUGUCUUUCUUGUGUGUUUUUUUUCUCCCCUCGUGGCAGGCUGCUGAUGUACACCAGUUGCCCCAUAUCCUUGACAGAUGAACACUGCUGGGGGUGUUUUAAAACUGGCAGGAAAGUGAAAGGUGAUGUGGUGGCUAUUAAACAGACCUUGCAGAAGAGACCACAGGGCUGAGUCUUUGAGAUCAGACUUUUCUUCUCCGGUCAAGCAUUUUGCUAAAAAUGAAGCGGGAAAUCACAAAAUGCACCCAUUGUUGCAUCCUACGUUCCCAGCCUCGUGGGGCUCUUUGGUGUUUGAGUAGGCCCUGGAUGGCAGUAUUGUGAAGAGCUUUAAGGAGAUCUUCACUUUUAUUCAAUAUAUGCUAGCCAGAAAUAUUGCUGUUCAUGGCCAAGACCUCAAAUUAGCCUUUUAUUGCUUGAGAUUCAAUAUGUAAAUCAGGAAUGGUGUCAGGUUUGAACUACUUACAGAGAGGGUAGAAGUGGGAGACAUGAGAAAGUUUAUCAUCACAUAUAACUUUGCAACAUUUUAGUUAAACUCAUACAAACCCUUGUGUUUCGCUCUUCUUUCAAUUCAGUUUAGUUUAAAUCGCUUAGGGAUGGGCAUCACCUAGCUCAAUAUCCUGGAAGAAGCCUAGUUUAAACUGAAAUGAGUCUUCCCCAUGCAGCCUUUUGCACAUGUUAAACAAGAUCAGUGUAAAGCUAUGCUUUAAUUGCAACCAAGGCACAUUUGCAUGCGAGCAAACCUGAAUUUCCCAAGCUCUGGGAAAUUUUCAAGAUGAGACCUUAGCAACAAAACCCCAAAACCAAACUAGCACUGCUGGCUGUGCCAUCUUUAGUCUUUUCAUUGGCAGCUGACAUUUUGGUAGGUAAUCUUGGAUUAUCAGUCUGUAUAAAUAUACUGCCCUGGUAUAUCAUAUAUCUAAAGGGGGUUUGAUGCAUAUAUUUCAUGCAUUUUGGUAAGGUAUCGACACCAUUUUUACAUGGUUGUAUUUUUUUUAAACAAUCUUGCCAAGUCUUGCUUGUUUGAUGUUUUUUGCUGCAGUCAGAAAGACCUAUAAAUAAAGGAAGCCAGUCAGCUGGA